Messenger RNA from Phyllotreta striolata, 2973 nucleotides. The record is from the annotation of a GenBank genome assembly. NCBI's taxonomy places the organism in Eukaryota, Metazoa, Arthropoda, Insecta, Coleoptera, Chrysomelidae.
CUAACCUAACAAAUACACAGGUUUUUUCAUUUUGUUGCACGUUUAGCAGUAAAAUGAAAAUAAAAAAUCGCAAUUUCCCCAGUAAUGGGGCUCCGCAUAAAGACCUCGAAGACCUCGAGGAGUACAGCGAGCCGAAAAAGUGGUACGAGGACAUGGAGGAAGAUCCGAAAGAUGCGCCCAAAUACACCGAGCAGGUUCUCAUAGAAUUGAAAGACGAAGCGAAGAAAUGCCACGAAUCGGAGGUGUUGAACUACAAUUCGAAGAAUUUGAAGACCAAUUCGAAUUACCAAUGGAUGAAAACCGUCAUGUCUAAAGGAACUCUAUCGGACAAAAUCGCGGCCAAUACUAUAAUGAUACAAGACAAUCCUAUAGUUAGUUUAGAAACGGUCAGAAAUCUAGUAAACAUGGUUAAAGUGGGCAAAAAGAAAGAAUGCAUGUCCGUAAUGGAAACCCUUACCGAUUUGUUUGUAUCGAAUCUCCUAAUCGACGGGAGAAAGUUAAAGUCCUUCCAUCAACGACCGUUAUCGAUGUUGAACGAACUAUCAUCAGGCAAUGCGGUUACCAGAAGGAAACUUCUAAACUUGUGGUAUUUCGAGGAUCAAUUGAAGGAAAUCUACGCUUUGUUUGUCCUGGCUUUGAGCCGAGUCGCCCAAGACACCGUAGACAGUAACAAGGAAAAGGCCAUCACAGCUAUGUACAAAUUACUAGAGAGCAAUCCGGAACAAGAGAAAAAUCUUCUAACUUACAUAGUGAACAAAUUGGGAGAUCCGUCACAGAAAGUCGCCUCGAAAGUUAUAUACUGUUUAACGAAACUGCUGUUUAAACACAACAACAUGCAAUUAGUGGUUCUAAACGAGAUAGAAAAAUUGAUGUUUAGGCCCAACGUGUCGACCAGAGCUCAAUAUUACAGCCUGUGCUUCCUGUCCCAGUUCCAUUUGAAUCCGGAAUCGAACAACGUACCUCGUAAAUUGAUAGACGUCUACUUUUCGUUCUUCAAAGCUUGCGUGAAAACGGGAGACAUCGAUACCAGGAUGAUGUCCGCUUUACUGACCGGAUUAAAUCGAGCUUAUCCGUACGCUAAAAUGGAUUUCGAAAAUAUCCAGGAACACAUCGACACCAUGUACAGAUUAGUACACAUAGCUAAUUUCAACAUCAGCUUACACACUCUCAAUCUUCUGUACCAAGUGUCCGAUAGCGGUAAAGGAAUUACGGAUAGAUUCUACGCGGCGCUUUAUAGAAAAUUAUUCGACUCGAACGUUUUGAACACGACGCACAAAGCCAUGCUGUUAAGCCUGGUUUACAAGGCUCUGCUGAAAGAUAAAGAGCCCAAUCGCGUCAAGUUGUUCGUAAAAAGGCUGCUGCAGAUUUCGUUGUACGCCCAACCGUGCUAUUCGUGCGGAAUAUUAUAUUUGAUAUCGCAGCUGAUGAACAAGCGAGGGGACAUUAAAGCGUUCGUUAUGAAACGCAGCGAAAUAUCGGCGUUCGAGAACGACGAAGACGAAGAGAAAUACCACGAUAUUAAAGAAGAAACGAUCGAAAUCAAAGAAGAAAGCGAUAACGAGGACGAGGUCAAAGAGGAGAUAACGACGAACGGGUUGGUAGAAAUCAAAGAAGAACCGGUGGAUGAAGACGAUGUAAAACCUAAGGGUGAUGCUUCGAGCUGGUACCACUGCCGAAACGGUCCAGGGGGAGAUAAAACUCACAAAUACAAUCCUCUAGCGAGGAAUCCGCUGUACGGCGGCGGAGAAUUCAGCGCCUACAUCGAACUGAACUACCUGAAAAACCACUUUCAUCCCACCGUAUCUCUAUUCGCUACGAAUUUGCUCAACAACGAACCGGUCACUUACAACGGGGACCCGCUCAACGACUUCACUCUCAUCAGAUUCCUCGAGCGGUUCGUCUUUAAGAACCCGAAGAAAACAGCCGCGACGCCCGGCAGAGACCUCAUGUUCAGCAAACGGAAGCUCUACAGGCCCAAAGGCGUUAAAUCCCUGCCGGUUAAAUCGGAAAGCUACUCCAGAGAGAACCCGAGGAACAUACCCGUAGACGAGCUGUUCGUUCACACGUACCUUCAAGGGAAGUACCGCGAAGGCGGGUCGAGGGACGACGACGACAGCGACUUGGAGUCGGUGCGGAGCGACGAAUUCGAGGAAAUGCUGGACAAAAUGGCCGGCGCGAAGACCAACGAGGAACCGGACGAGUUGGAUUAUCUCAACGAAAUAGGCAGUAGCUUGAAAGAGAACAAAAAAAAGACGAGGAGCAAGGAAGAAACUGCGGAUGACGAUGAUGACGGUGAUGAUGACGAAGACGAGAAUUUAUCGGAUGAUUUCUUCAGCGAUAACGAGGAGUUUAGCGGCGAGGAUGACGACGAGCUGGAAAUGAACGAUGAUGAUAAAGAUUUGCUCGAUGAUUUGAGCGAAGAUGAUGCCGAAAGUAUAGAGUUCUCCGACGAAGAGGAAUCGAAUCGCGGAAAGAAGGGCAAAAAUAAGAAAUCCAACGACAUAAUGUCCAAUUUCGCUUCAGUCGAAGAAUUCGCUACAUUAUUGGAGGACGAGGGAUCGUCUAAAAUCAAACCGGGCGGUUCUAAUGCGUUUGCCAAUAAGGAUGAUGCAGAUGUGAAACAACUAUCCUGGGAAGAAAAUAGAAACAGGUGGCUGAAUAAGUUCGAUAGAACGGUAGGAGGCAGGAGUAAAAAAUUCUCGAAGAAGCGAAACAAGAGUCAAGGAAGUAACAAUAGCAAAAGGAGAAGAAAUAAUAUGGCCAGAAUUAUCGAAGCUAUUCAGCCAGGACCCGGAAUUUCGAAAUAAUUAAACGAUAAUCAACUGGGAUUUACCCGACGAGGCACAACAACAAGGCGAUCAAGUGCGUUUUGGUCGUUGCCUCGGUUUCCAUGGUGGUCAUUAUGUUAGCGUGGCACGAAGGACAUUGUGUAGACGUUGGCGUGGGACCCACAGGGAUCGCUUGCGUUACUAU